AUGGAGUCCUCCCAUGAGGACAUUGAAGACGCAUUCUUGUCAUCGAUUGCAUUCAUCAUCAUGGCUACCAUCUUUCUCCAGUUCCUUAUCGUCUACCUCGCAAUCGAAAUAGCGUGUUUGGUUGUCCAACGUUUGGAGAGCACAGAAAUCGAUUGCGAAUUAGGUGAGAUCGAUGCUGUGCGUCGCAAUGAAGUCGAUACAUGGCUACCCGUUAUUGCUAAAGGCGAGCCCUGCCUGGAUACUUAUUUGGUGAACUCAACACCACCUCCACCUUACAUGAGUCCACCACCUCCACCUUACAAAGAUGUUGAUGGUCUAGAUGUUCUCAUUGUAGAGCUGGAGGAUGGCGACAAUAUAUAG
This is a messenger RNA of Alternaria arborescens, 360 nucleotides long. RefSeq lists its product as hypothetical. Lineage: Eukaryota; Fungi; Ascomycota; Dothideomycetes; Pleosporales; Pleosporaceae. The record is from RefSeq and is a predicted model, not a curated record. The transcript has a single exon. The coding region runs from base 1 to 360 and encodes 119 amino acids.